AUGGCAGACGCCAGCAAUGACGACGCGCUCAAGGCGACGAAGCGCAGCCACGCAGACUUCGCCGAAGAAGAUGGUUCCGCAAGUUCUUCCGACGACGACAACAUGGGACCACAGCUGCCCUCGGCAGCCCCCAAGAAAAAGCGGCGCGUCCUGCCCUACGAGAAGUUGUACAUCUCGGCCUUGCCCAAGUCGACACGCUACUCAAAGUCUUUGAUGCACAAGGAGCAAUUGUCGACUCUCACCAUGACACCACUGACAGACUUUCUCAUUACUUCCUCAGUCGAAGGCGUUGUCAAAUUCUGGAAGAAGGUAGCCGACGGAAUCGAGUUUGUUAAGGAGUUCAAGGCCCACCAGGGCGAGAUACGGUCUGUUUCUGCCAGCCAAGAUGGCCGGAGCUUUGCCACGGCUGGCCUCGACAAAACGAUCAAGCUUUUUGACGUGGUCACGUUUGAUCUCCUGGCCGUUCUGGAGCUUGACUUCGUGCCGAAGUGCAUCUGCUGGGUUCACAAAAGAGGCGCCUCUCUCCCUGUGCUUGCAGUGUCCGACGAUGCCAGUCCUAGCAUUCGCUUGUAUGACGGAAGAGGAGAGAGUCAGGCGCCGAUACAUACAGUUACUAGUCUACAUCGGAGUCCAGUAGCCCUAAUGGCCUUUAACGACAAUUACGACUGUGUCUUGUCUGCUGAUGAUGGCGGCAUGGUCGAAUACUGGCGCCCGAGCGGCUCAUAUUCAAAGCCGGAUAAUGUCUUCCAGUACAAGAGCUCCACCGAUCUCUUCGAGUUCAAAAAGGCGAAAUCGGUGCCAUCGUCGCUUACUGUGGCUCCAGAUGGGACUCGUUUUGCCACCUUCUCCUUUCCUGACCGCAAGAUUCGCAUCUUCGAGUUUGCUUCGGGAAAGCUGUAUCGGGCGUACGAUGAAUCUCUCAGGGUGAUCGAGGAGAUGCAGCAAGCUGGAACCGCCUUGCAAAAAUUGGAUGUUGUAGAAUUUGGCCGCCGGCUUGCGGUGGAACGAGAAAUCGAAUCGCCGACUUUGCGUAACAAGUUGAACGUCAUAUUUGACGAGUCUGGGCAUUUUAUUCUCUACGGUUCUUACCUAGGAAUCAAAGUACUGAAUACGUUCACAAACCAAGUUGUGAAAGUUUUCGGGAGGGAAGAAGGGUUUCGGCCACUAGGCUUGGCAUUAUACCAAGGCCAGCCGCAGAAAAAGGGAGUGACAACAGUUGCCAUGGCGGCAUCGAGCAACCCACUUCUCCAGGAAUCCGAGACAAGAGACCCAAUACUGGUUACAACGGGUGUGGGAAAAGCUCGCUUUUACAUGUUCACCAACGACGAGGAGAUAUCCAAGUCGACCAGAGAUGUCCAGAACGAGAAGCCCGUCAUUCUUGGUCAGAAGAAGGCGGAGAAGAAGAAGGUGACCGAGACAGGCACAGCCGCCAUCAUCCACACCACUUAUGGCGACAUCCACAUCCGGCUGUUUCCAGACGCGGCACCAAAGGCCGUUGAGAACUUUGUCACGCACUCCAAGCGGGGAUACUACAACAAUACCAUUUUCCACCGCGUGAUCCGGAAGUUCAUGAUACAGUGCGGAGACCCCCUGGGUGACGGAACGGGUGGCGAGAGUAUCUGGGGGAGGGAGUUCGAGGAUGAGUUUAGCAGCCUGAAGCACGACAAGCCGUACACGGUCAGCAUGGCCAACGCCGGCCCCAACACCAAUGGAAGCCAAUUUUUUAUCACGACAGAAAAGACACCCUGGCUCGACAACAAGCAUACGAUAUUUGGACGCGCGGUACAAGGCCUCGACGUGAUCCACAAGAUUGAGAAUGUGAGAACGUACAAGGAAAAGCCGGAGGAAGAUAUCAAGAUUCUCAGCAUCGACAUUGCGUAG
Lasiosphaeria miniovina is the source of this 1881-nucleotide messenger RNA. RefSeq lists its product as uncharacterized. The record is from RefSeq and is a predicted model, not a curated record. NCBI's taxonomy places the organism in Eukaryota, Fungi, Ascomycota, Sordariomycetes, Sordariales, Lasiosphaeriaceae. Gene Ontology annotation, biological process: protein peptidyl-prolyl isomerization. The coding region runs from base 1 to 1881 and encodes 626 amino acids. The transcript is spliced from 3 exons. Gene Ontology annotation, molecular function: peptidyl-prolyl cis-trans isomerase activity; protein binding.